Messenger RNA from Drosophila obscura, 1515 nucleotides. Its product is annotated as mastermind-like protein 2. The record is from RefSeq and is a predicted model, not a curated record. Lineage: Eukaryota; Metazoa; Arthropoda; Insecta; Diptera; Drosophilidae. The transcript has 4 exons. Bases 202 to 1269 code for a protein of 355 amino acids.
CUGGCUGUAUUUGUGUAGAAUAUCAGGCGUUCAUUUUUCUCACAAAUCAAAUGUUUAUGUCUGUAACUGAUCGCCAUAAACAAUUCCCACAUAUAAACAAAUGCAGAGGCCUGGGAUCUGAUUACUCCCAUUCGAAAGUUUUGCAGCCAGACAGAAGCGGACAGAAGGUUUUGAUAAAAUUUUAGUAGUACCACAAAAACGAUGUCGGAAAAUAAUUUCAAUCGUAACUAUUCGGAUGAUGACGAUACCAGCGAUGCGGUCGCUGCUACUGAGGCAAACGUUUCGAGUCAGGUGACCAAACGGAUCUGGCAGCCAACCAUCGAAGAUUCAACCGCUGGAGUCUGGGAGCCGCCAGAGAAACCCAUGCCCCACGUGGAAGAGGAAGCUGCGAUGAGUCCAGAGGCUAAGGCGGAGGCUCAGGCGGUGAGUGAGACUGCCUCUGGCUUCAUACGCGAAGUGGAGCGUUCUCUCUAUGGGGACAAAAGCAAGGAUCCGGAAGAUGGCUCUGCCGAGUACUUCAAGGCAGCCGAGAAUUACUCGCUAUUUGGCGACAAUUUCAUGGACUUUCCAAAGAGCCCCAGCGUGGGAUUAGCUGACGACCAGCACAGCAGUCCGCCGCCGGGGUUUGAGCAAAACUCCAGUCACUCGGUGGUCUACGAAAGUAGUCAGAUUGCCGCAUCGGCUGGAGUGUCGGGCCAUAGCUACUCGGGGGGACCCUCCUCAUCUGGAAUGGGCGGCUUUGCAAUGCCGCAGCACAAGGGGUAUCAGCAGAUGUCGUCACCGCCGCCGAUUCCUCAGCAGCAUCCACGUCAUCCUUCGCCAGUGACUGUGGCUAGAGCCAUAGCCGAGGCAGCAGCUCUGGCUGGAGCUGGGGCUGGCAUCGACAUUGGAAUGACCGGCCAUGGACAUGUUCCCACUGCCACGGAAAUGGCCAUCGGGCAGCUUUAUCAGCAACUUAUGAAUCUGAACUUGAAUCGUGCCAAUAGACAGCAGCAGCAGCAACACCUGCAGCAGCAGCAGCAACAGCAGCAACAACAGCAGCAGCAACAGGCCAAUCAACUGCUUCAGCAGCAGCAUCAGGUGUCCAAUCCUGGUAUGGCGGCUGCCGCCAUGAUGUAUGCCAAUAUCGAGCUGCAGCAGCAGGUAAGCUUGCGUCAAAUACAGCUGCAACAGAUUCGCCAUCAGCAGCAACAGCAGCAACAACAGCGUGCAGUACGUGGCAUCUAUGGGGCCAAUGGAAAGACAGCACCUCCCAAAGAUCGCAAAUAAGCAGAAGAAAUCUUAUUUCAACCCAAAAGAAGGCACACAAAAAAUGCCAAUAUUUCUAAAAAAAACACAUUUUACAUUACAUUUUAUUCAGAUUCGUCUUUAUCAAAGCCUUCGUCAGCGUUUCUCUAUAUUUCUGGCAAAAAGAGAAUAAGGGACUGAUUGUCUUUUCAAACAACAAAAUCUCAACACACAAAAAGGCUGUCAUGGUCAUGAACAAAAAUAAAUAGUCUUCUGUCUUAGUAACAU